GAGCUGCAGUUAAUGAUGGCUCUGCAACAGUUUGUGUGCUGCUUCACUGUGCUGAUCAUUUUCUUCUGCAAAGGUUGUCACUCACAGCAGCCUGCAUGUGGCAGCAGGGCUGUGAACAGCAGCAGCAACAUCACAGGACCUACUGAUGCAGCACCAGGAAGUUGGCCCUGGUUCGCUGAUAUAAAAGCUGUUGGAGUGUUCAAUGGUCUUUUUGGAGGGUCUCUGAUCAACGAGCAGUGGGUGCUGACAGAUGCAUUUGCACCAACAUUUUACCAGUUGGACUCCAGCAGCUUGGUGGUCUAUCUGGGCCGGAACAGCCUGUCAGGUCCAAACCCAAAUGAAGUGAAUCGCACAGUGGUAAACAUCACCUGCCAUCCUGGAUACAACUCGUCGACUCUUGAGAACGACAUUUGUCUUCUGAAGCUGUCGGCUCCUGUGAAUUUCACAGACUACAUCUGGCCGAUCUGCUUAGCCUCAGGAAACAGCACUUUCAACAAUGAGACCAGCAGCUGGGCCAUCGGCUUUGGUAUCCUUGGUGGCAUCUUCAGCAAUAACCUGCAGGAGGCAAAAGUACCAAUAGUGGGAAACAAUGUGUGCACAGCCAGCCGUCCAGGGAUCACAGACAGCAUCAUCUGUAUUAAACAGACGGAUUCAUGUUUGCUUACUUUGGGGGCACCACUCAUGACUCAGAGUGGAUCAGUCUGGCUGCAGAGCGGAGUUCUCAUUGUGCCUGGAUGCAUUUCAUCUCCUUCAGUCUACACUCCUGUGUCCCAGUACCAGAAAUGGAUCAGCGACACAGUUACAGGGACACCACCAGGCUUUGUUACCUUCCCCUCCCCACACAGUUCAUUACAAACCACUGCUCCUCCCACUGCUCCUUCCAGCUCUCCUCCCACUGCUCCUCCCACCACUCCUUCCAGCGCUCCUCCCACUGCUGUUCCCACUACUCCUCCCACUGCUCCUCCCACCACUCCUUCCAGUGCUCCUCCCACUGCUGCUCCCACCACUCCUUCCAGCGCUCCUCCCACUGCUGCUCCCACUACUCCUCCCACUGCUGCUCCCACCACUCCUUCCAGCGCUCCUCCCACUGCUGCUCCCACUACUCCUCCCACUGCUCCUCCCACCACUCCUUCCAGUGCUCCUCCCACUGAUGCUCCCACCACUCCUUCCAGCUGCUCCUCCCACUGCUGCUCCCACCACUCCUUCCAGCGCUCCUCCCACUGCUGCUCCCACUGCUGCUCCCACCACUCCUUCCAGCAGCCUCCCACUGCUCCUCCUACCACUCCUUCCAGUGCUCCUCCCACCACUCCUCCCACUGCUGCUCCCACCACUCCUUCCAGCGCUCCUCCCACUGCUCCUCCCACCACUCCUCCCACUGCUCCUCCCACCACUCCUUCCAGCUCUCCUCCCACUGCUCCUCCCACCACUCCUUCCAGUGCUCCUCCCACUGCUGCUCCCACCACUCCUUCCAGCGCUCCUCCCACUGCUGCUCCCACUACUCCUCCCACUGCUGCUCCCACCACUCCUUCCAGCGCUCCUCCCACUGCUCCUCCUACCACUCCUUCCAGUGCUCCUCCCACCACUCCUCCCACUGCUGCUCCCACCACUCCUUCCAGCGCUCCUCCCACUGCUCCUUCCACCACUCCUCCCACUGCUCCUCCCACUGCUUCUCCCACCACUGCUCCCACCACUCCUUCCACCACUCCUUCCAGCGCUCCUCCCACUGCUCCUCCCACCACUCCUCCCACUGCUCCUCCCACCACAUGUGUGGGUGUGUUUUGCAGUGGUGAGAACCUGAUCCACUUCACUCACUUCACCUCACUGUGUGUUCUCGUUGUGUUGCUCCAUGUGUUUGCUGCAGCUGUUGGAAACUAG
This is a messenger RNA of Oreochromis aureus, 1875 nucleotides long. Its product is annotated as mucin-2-like. The record is from RefSeq and is a predicted model, not a curated record. NCBI's taxonomy places the organism in Eukaryota, Metazoa, Chordata, Actinopteri, Cichliformes, Cichlidae. Gene Ontology annotation, molecular function: serine-type endopeptidase activity. The coding region runs from base 13 to 1875 and encodes 620 amino acids. Gene Ontology annotation, biological process: proteolysis. The transcript has 7 exons.